AGAGACGGGAGGAGAGCUGGCUCUUGCAUUCCUGCAGGGAGAAAAAAUAGGUGAGUUGCCAAGGAGUCUUUGAACAAUGGGAAAAUGGAGUCCCCAGGAAUGCUGGAAGUUGCUGACUGGAAGGGAGCCCACGGUAGAAAAUGUGAGGGGGGGAGUGUAACUCAAGGUCUUUCUCUCCCCCCACCCCCCAAAAAGCAAAAAUUACUUAAGCGCAAGGCACCAGUGUCUUUUAUCAUUCCUCCUCCGCGUUGCCAGCUAGCAAGAACCAACCACCUGUCCCUGUGGAUAUAUUUAUAUAAAACCAUUAUUAAAUUUUAUAACCACCUGUCCCUGUUACUGUUUGGCAUUUGAAGAUUAAACGUGAUUGCCUUGUCCUGUAUAAUGCAAGCGAUUGCUGUUAAAGGGGCAGCUAGGCAGACUGGUCCAGAAGCUGGCCAAGCUGUGUUUACAGUCUGAAUUGCAAGCAGCGGCAGGAGGGCAAGUCUUUUAAGGCGGUUGUGGGAAACCUGCGGCUGUCCAGAGUUUUUCUUGGGCUCCUUUCAUCCCUAGCCAGCACAGGAGACGGUGUCAGGCAUGGCUGGUAGGCAUUUGGAGUAUAAGAAUAGCCAGAGGGUCACUUUUUCCUUCCGUGUCCCAUUAAGAAAAUAAGAAGAGCUUGCUGGAUGAGGCCAGUGGCCUAUCUGGUCCUGCAUCCUGUUCUCACACCGGGUGACCUGAUGCAUUUGUGGGGAAACUGGCAAGUAGGAGCCGAGAACAAGCCUAUGCUUCCGUCCUGUGGCUUCCAGCAACUGGAAUUUGUGAGAAAUGAUAAUGUUGCUUUUUCACAGAAGCCACAAUGCUGCAACUACAGAUAGCCCAGACUUGCUCACACUCAUCGUUAGAACAGCUUAUGGUUAGGAUUAGGGGCGUAGGAAGAGGGGGCGGUGGUGGUGGUCCGCCCCGGGUGUCAUCCGGGGUGUGUGACAAAAUCCCCCCUGGGCGGAUCACCGCUGCGCCAAUCGGCCAAUUGGCCCCCCAGGCAGAUCGCCCCACCCCUGGGUGCACGGCACGUGUGCCGCUCUGGGUGCCCGAACGGCUAGCUCCGCCGCUGGUUAGGAUGCUUGUAAAUAAGGCAGCUUGUGGCUGGAAUAUGGUUUAUUUGUAGGCUUCAGCAGGUAUAGAACUCGCUCACACCUGUAACUGGGACAACUAGUGGUCAGGAUGUGGCUCCGUCGCUUGUGUCAAUGGGUAAACGCAUAGGAAUCAGGUAAAUAUGGGGGGUGGGUGUCGAGAUCAAGAGUACAGUGGUACCUCGGGUUAAGAACUUAAUUCGUUCUGGAGGCCUGUUCUUAACCUGAAACUGUUCUUAACCUGAGGUACCACUUUAGCUAAUGGGGCCUGCCGCUGCCACUGCACUGUGCCGUGCGAUGUUUGUUCUCAUCCUGAAGCAAAGUUCUUAACCCGAGGUACUAUGUCUGGGUUAGCGGAGUCUGUAACCUGAAGCAUCUGUAACCUGAGGUACCACUGUUGUGGGAGAUUUAAACAUGGGUGGGAAUGUUAGUAGGGUAAUUAGGCAGUCGGGAUAGACUGUAAACCUUGUAGUACCUGUGAGAUUUUGAUCAGCUCCUGCCCAUCUGGAGUUGAUACAGGCUCGUCUUAUCUUGAGCCCAAGCAGAGCGUAGUCACGCAGCAAAAGGAUAAGCAGGUAAUGUGCUACAUGAUGAAGUUUAUUUACAGGUUAUGCUGAGAGCAUACAAACAUACAUCCUGCCUCUGUGAGAGCAGAGAAGCAACUCCCGUCUCUAACAAAGAAAUCGAGAGAACACUGAAAAACAGGAAACCAGUGUACGUCACAUCCAGUCUCCCAUUCCCGUGGGAACCCAAGAGUAACUCUGACUGUGGAAUGCAAAACAAUGUCUUGUGACAUGCAUUCGCUGCUCAGUGAGGAAGCAGAAACCAACAGUACCCAGCCAAUGGGGAGACUGUUAGAAUUCCUGCUCCAUGAUUGCAGUCAGGGGAUUGUUGUCUUUCACAUGACGGUAUAUGUUUUGACUGUAACAAAAUCCCCCCGGGCAGAUCGCCGCCACGCCAUUCGGCCCCCCGGCUGGAUCGCCCCACCCCCAGGUGCACAGCAUGUGCGCCGCUCUGGGUGUCCAAGAGGCUAGCUCUGCCGCUGGUUAGGAUGCUUGUAAAUAAGGCAGCUUGUGGCUGGAAUAUGGUUUAUUCGUAGGCUUCAGCAGGUACAGUAUAGAAAUCGCUCACACCUGUAACUGGGACAACUAGUGGUCAGGAUGUGGCUCUGUCGCUUGCAUCAAUAGGUAAAUGCAUAGGAAUCAGGUUAAAUAUGGGGGGUGGGCGUCGAGAUCAAUGGUAAUGGGAGAUUUAAACAUGGUCAUUGGUAGGGUCAUUAGGCAGUCGUGAUAGGCUGUAAAACUUGUAGUACCCAGCCAGUGGGGAGACAAGGGAGGGAACCUGCGCUUUGGGUAUAGGGAAUAUAAGCUAAUGAUUUGCCAAAACCAGGUGUGCCUACUUUGGACCCCCGCCCUUGCAAGAACGUUUUGUAAUCAAUAAAUCUUCGCUGCUUCACCAAUUUUGUUCAGAUAUUAAUUUGAGGGUCUCAAGACCCACUUCUAACAGUAUUCAGAAGCAUUUGCAGCCCUCAACGGUGGAGGCAGAGAAGAGCUAUCCUGGCUAGCAGGUAUUAGUGCUGGGUGAUAACUGGCUUUCAAUAUUGUGAUAUGUUGUUGUUUAGUCAUUUAGUCGUGUCCGAUCAGCCUUCUUUAUGGUCCAGCUCUCACUUCCAUACAUCACUACUGGGAAAACCAUAGCUUUAACUAUACGGACCUUUGUUGGCAAGGUGAUGUCUCUGCUUUUUAAGAUGCUGUCUAGGUUUGUCAUUGCUUUCCUCCCAAGAAGCAGGCGUCUUUUAAUUUCGUGACUGCUGUCACCAUCUGCAGUGAUCAUGGAGCCCAAGAAAGUAAAAUCUCUCACUGCCUCCAUUUCUUCCCCUUCUAUUUGCCAGGAGGUGAUGGAACCAGUGGCCAUGAUCUUCACUGGCUAAACAUUGUGAUAUUGCAAUGUCUGAAAUAAGGAUGGAGAUAUGUAGAGGCAUUGGCCGGCUUCACGGUUUCCCCAUGUUGUGAUCUUUGCAUAGCACACGAGCACACACAUCGUGAUUCACAAUAUAUUGCCAGGUCAAAAAUUAUGAAACCAAAACCACAAUAAGGGCUUCAAACUGGUUUUAGACAAUAUAUCAUUAUACAGUCGUACCUUGGUUCUCGAACAGAAUCCAUUCCGGAAGUCUGUUUGACUUCUGAAAAUGUUCGAAAACCAAAGCAUGGCUUCUGAUUGGCUGCAGGAGUUCCUGCACUCAAUUGGAAUAUGCAUAAGCAGUUCAGGUUCCAAAUAACUUUCUUUGGAACUUUCAGGUUCCAAAGAACAUUUGCAAACCGGAACACUCACUUCCAGGUUUGCAGUGUUUGGGAGCCAAAUCAUUUGCGUACCAAGGUACAACUGUAUCACCUGGCCCUGGUAGACAUUGAUAGCACAGAUAGUGCCAUAUAAUCUCAUUAGUAAUGCUGUCUUCUGUCUUGCCACUCACCUGGUGACAGCACUGCGUAUAAGAUCAUAGAGGAGACGUCCCUGCCCUGCUCCUUUCCCCCACCCUGAUGAAGGAGAUUGUGAGCUUGUGUGCUUUCCCCAAAGGGUCCAGGGCAAAGUUUCCUUGAGGCCUACAACCUGUGGGAACGGGCAGACCUCAGGGAUGAGUCUACAGGAACAUACACGGAAAACCCACGCUGGAGAAGAGGAUGGUCUCUUUGACCCUGCAGCGCUUAAAAACGAGGGCAAGCUCUUGAACUUUGGCCAAAUGGAAGAGGAGCAAGGUAAGAGAAAUCCCACAGUUGCCACUUAAAUUUAGGGAACCGAUGGUUUUCAAACCUUUGGCCCUUCAGGAAGUAUUUAUUGCAUCUUCUUAAUAGUUGCAGUUCUUGUGACAUUUAUUUCACCUAAAGGUUUCCAGGCACUGUCCAAGGAUUAAGCAAUCAUAUAGGGCAGGGUUUCUCAAACUUGGGUCUACAGCUCGUUUUGGACUACAGUUCCCAUCAUCCCUGUCCACUGGUCCAGCUGACUAAGGGUGAUGGGAGUUGUAGUUCAAAAACAGCUAGAGACCCAAGUCUGGGAAGCCCUGGGUUAGAGUGUUGGAGAACGAAGGUUCAAAUCCCUACUCAGCCGUAAAGCUGGGCCAGUCACUUACGCUCAGCCUCACCUGCCUCACAGGGUUGUGAGGGAUAAAAUGGGUGAGGAGGAGAACUAUGUUUGUCACCUUGCGCUCGUUGGAGGAAAUGUAAUAAAUAAAUCAGUGUGGUUAUCCCCAUUUUACAGAUCUGGGGCAUGGAUUUGUGACAGAGGCAAAGUCUGAACCGGGGUUCCCUGAAUUACAAACAUAGUCCCUUAGUUACUAUGCUGUAAUCUUGUUUUUCUCUGACUUGUGAGCAGCCAUGGAGCCAAAUGUCCUGUAAGUCUUUAAACUUGGCUAGCGCAUCCUGGUGUCAGAUGUGGCUCCACUUCUCUCAUUUAUUUACAUGAUUGAUAUGGCACCCUUUGCACAAGGCGGCUAACAGGCAGGGGUGUAACUAGCUGCUCUGGCACCUGGAGUGGCGGGUCAAUCUGCCCACGGGGGUGCCGCGGCGAUCUGUGCAGUGGGGGGGGCACUGUGCUGAGCUGCCCAUGGAGUCCACCUGGCAGACACAAGCCGCAUGCUGCCAUUUCAGGCAGCGCAGGGCCCCAAGCCACCCUGUCACUCCCAGGAGAGCCAUGUGGCUCGGGCAUGCUGCAGGCCCUGUGGUGAGUUUCACCCACUAUUUUGUCACCCCCCUCAGUGGGGACACCUGGGGCGGACCGCACCUAUCGCACCCCCCUUUCUACGCCCCUGCUAACAGGAAAAGCAAGUGAAUAAGAGCUCAUAAAAUCCAUAAAAAGCAAGUCCAUUAAAAAAACAGACACUAGAACAAAUCACUGAAUAAUUAUUACUAAUUGUAGCAGCAGCAGAUAAAUCAGCCGUAGCUGAGUUAGGACACUCAUGAACCAAUGAACUAGGCAACAAAGAGUGCGAAAGUUGGGCUGCAUAUACACCAUGCAUUUAAAGCAUAUAGGCUCCCACCAAAGAAUCCUGGGAACCUUAGUCUACCCCUCUCAGGGCUACAAUUCCCAGCACCCAUAACAAACUACAGCUCCCAGGGGUAAGUAAUGUGCAUUAAAUGCAUGGUGUGUACACAGCUUUAAGUCCAUAGCUAGCAGAGUCUUCUUGCUUUGUCUGAGUGCUGAUUUCGGAGCUUUUAUAGGGACCACCAGGAAACACCUGAGCAUCUCUGGCCUAUUGGUGUACAGAGGAUAAUCUGGCUGGUGCGUUUCUCCUCUCUGAGCUAGAGCUGCGGGGUGGUGCACAGGCUAAGUCCCUGCCUGGCAUCUGUUGAAACAUAAGCCUGUAGCUGGUCUUGAAAGAACAACUCCCUUUCUCAGGAAAUCCCUUCAAUUCUUCAGGGUUUGUCUGUUUUAAAUCAAUGUGCCCCCUAGUGGCAAAACAGCUGCAUAGCUAGGGAAACGACUUCCUUAUCUAUAUUUAAUUGCACUUUUAUCCAGCUUUUCAGCCGGAAAUCUAACAGCAUUGAAACCCAUUGCAAAUAGCAAUUAUAAUAGCGUGGAAAGAAAAUAUGCUGUUCAGAGCGGGUUCUUAACGGACAUGAACCAGACAUUAUUUAUUUAUUGCAUAUCCCACCUUUCCCUCCAAGCUUAAGGUGGUUCUCCCUUUCUUCAGUUAAUCCCCAUGACAACCCCGUGAGGCAGAGCUUAGGCUGAGAGAGGCAGAGUCUGAGCCAGGGUCACCCAGUGAGCUUCAUGGCCAAGUAAGGAUUUAAACCCUGGUCUCCAGGGUCCUAGUCUAACACUAUAACCACUAACACUAACACCACACAGGCUCUUCAGACCUGCUGCUUCCCAGCCUUCUGAUGGUCUCAUGGUGGCAAUUGGUAGCUCCAUGGCUAGAGCUCACAGAGAAGGGUCUCUGAUACAGGCUGGUUCAUAUUGGGAGGGGUUUAUGGCUUUAUAGUUCAAAACCAGCACUUUGAAUUGAACCCAGAAACUAUUGGAAAGCUAGUCGGGCCAGAAUCUGUGCAAUACGUUCAGUCCUUCAGGUCCCUGUCAUUAAUCUGGCUGCACUAGCUGUAGUUUCCAAACUGUCUUUAUUUUUCAAAUUAUUUUUUAUUUUUUAUUCGUUUUCCAGAGUAUUACAAAUCAAAUUUCUUUAAUUUAAUACAAUUUCUUAAAAUAUCAGGUUUCCCGCUCCUUUGCAAACAUAUGUCAAUCAUUUCCUCCUGUAUCCGCAUCAUCUUUUAUUUAGUGUCCAAUUGAUCCUUCACUUCACGUUGUUAGUUCAUUCUUGUAGCUGAUGACUCCACCCCCCCUUAAAAAACAGCACCUCUGUUACAUCGUAUAAUUAUAAAAUCCAUUUCACGUGUGUAGUCCUUCAUAUGCAUUUUUGUUUCAGACCCAGUGUGCUGGGAGAGUUCAUUACUAUCUUCCAUUGUUCAGUCUUUGCAGUACUUGUCUGGAUAUUACCAGGUCACAUUCCAUUCCUUCUGCUGAUCACCAACUAGCAUACUGGUUGCGACCACAAAUAACUCACAAACUGUCUUUAAAAGCAGCCCCACAUAGAACACACUGGAGUAAUCUAACCUAGACCAGUGGCUAGACUGUAUACAAAGUGUGUUCACUUUGUAGUCUCUUUCUUCUCCCGUCAGGUGAGGGGAGCACAACUGAGAGUAUAGAUCAUCCACGGCAAGCCUCUGAACAAGGGGAACUCUGUGCAGCCGAGAAAAUCCCUGAAGAGAAUGUUUCCGAAACUCCAGAAGCUGUUGAAAGUCCCCAAGGACCGUGGAGGCAACAGGAAAACUGUUUGGAGAAGAGCAGAGGUAAAUCUUGGCAAAAUGAGAUCGGAGACCACGAGGGAAGCUGUGAAGGUCAGGGUCAAGAGACACUGACUGAAUUGGGGAACAGCUCAGGCAGAACCCAAGAAGAGAAGAUAUACCAGUGCUUAUACUGUGGGAAAUCCUUCAACGCACACUUCAAACUUGUUAGACAUCACAGAAUCCACACGGGAGAGAAACCAUACAAGUGCUUGGAUUGCGGCAAGAGUUUUGAUCAGAAAGGAAACCUUAUUGCUCACGCGAGGAUCCACACAGGAGAAAAGCCGUAUGUAUGCUCCGAUUGUGGGAAAAGCUUCAGCCACAAAGGCAGUCUUGUUUUGCAUGUGAGAAUCCACACUGGGGAGAAACCCUACAAAUGCCCUGAUUGCGGGAAAUGCUUCAGCCGUUUAGGGUCCCUGAAAGAGCACAAGAAGACUCACACAGGAGAAAGACCAUAUGCCUGCUUAGACUGUGGGAGGAGCUUCAGAAAAAUAUCUGAGCUCACAACCCACCACAGGUUCCAUACAGGAGAGAAGCCGUACAAAUGCUUGGGCUGUGAGAGAUCCUUCAGCACAAGCUCCAAUCUCAUUGCCCAUCAGAGGACCCACACAGGAGAGAAACCUUAUAAAUGCUCAGAUUGCGGGAAAAGGUUCAGCCAGGCUGGGAACCUUAAAGAACACGAGAGAACCCACACUGGAGAGAAGCCAUAUAAAUGCCCAAACUGUGGGAAAAGCUUCAGGCAAAUAUCUUACUUUAUUAAGCACCACCAAACCCACCUUGCAGAUGAAGGGAUGCAUGUGGAAGAGAAACCAUAUAAAUGCUCUGAUUGUGGGAAAGGUUUUGGUGAGAAAGCGAGCCUCAGCAGACACCAGAGAAUCCACACUGGAGAGAAGCCCUUUAAAUGCUCAGACUGUGGGAAAAGCUUCUGCCUGAAAUCGAAUCUUGUUGUCCACUUGAGAAUCCACACCGGUGAGAAGCCAUAUAAAUGCUCUGAGUGUGGGAAGAGCUUCAACCAGACGUCAAGUCUUCAUAAUCACGAGAGAACCCACAAAGGGGAGGAACCAUAUAAAUGUUUAGAGUGUGGGAAAAGCUUCAACAGACCUUCGCAACUUAAGGGACAUGAGAGAAUCCACACUGGAGAGAAACCAUACCGGUGUUCACUGUGUGGGAAAGGCUUUAUUUACAACCACCACCUUGUGAGACACCAGAGAAAUCACUCAGGAGAGAAACCGUAUACAGUAAAUGCCCAGGUUGUGGGAAAGAAUUCAGCCUCAGAUCGACCCUUAUUAAACAUCAAAGAAUCCACAUGGAAGGGACACAAUUAAAAAAUACAUAAGGUGGGCUUUGAGCCUACUAAACAGUUGAGAAUCCAUUAAGGUGUCGGAAAUCCCAUUCACAGCAGGCCUUGAAAGUAGGCCUGAGGGGGAUCAGGUUGGGAAUGUUCAACCUGUAUGGCAACAUUGCACUCUGGUCAAAGGACUGGACCAGAAGGGCAUUUACUCGGAUGACACUUCUUAUGCUCUUAAUAAAUUGGUCAGAUAGACAAAGGUAGGCCGGGGCAAGCCUUUAAUUCUGUGGUGCAUGAAGAUAUUUUAAUUAUUUUAAGGUUUUUUGUUUGGCUCUUUGAACA
This is a messenger RNA of Podarcis lilfordi (Lilford's wall lizard), 8570 nucleotides long. Lineage: Eukaryota; Metazoa; Chordata; Lepidosauria; Squamata; Lacertidae. The record is from the annotation of a GenBank genome assembly.